AUGGCAUUUUUUAGACGUUGUUUGCCAAUUCUAACAAGAGAAAUUAAAAAUAUUCCGCUAGUAAAGCAUGAAGUACACAUUCAUCGAUGGGUUGCACCAACUUUAAUGGAGCUUAAACAUCGAGAAAUACGACAAGGCGGUAAAAAAACAUUCCCAAGGAAUACGUUUCUUGAGUGGAACUUAGAAGCAGAGCUAUACGCUUUUAGCAAACGACUUGGUGAAGAGUUUGACUCAGAACUGUUAUUACAAGCUUUCACAGACCGGUCAUAUGUUAUUAAGGAAGAAAUGAAACAAACAGAAAUGGAUUUUGCUUUAAAAAUAAAAGAUAAUAGAGAGUUAUCUGAUAAAGGAAUAAAAUUCAUGGAAGAAUAUGUUCAAUUAUAUUUAGAAGCAGUUUUACCAAGAUUUCCUAAAGAAGGAAUUAGCUGUAUCAAAAAUCACCUUCUAAGUGAAAAUGUUCUAGCUAAUGUAUGCCUUCAUUUAGGAGCAAAAGACAUUAUUUUAUCAGCAGAGUACCCAGUAGACAAUAGUACAUUAGCAAAUACCUUCAAAGCCAUUGUUGGGGCCUUGUAUGAGUCAUCAAGUGAAGAAAAAGCGGCACAUUUUGUCCGAGACUUUGUUAUUACACAAUUACAAGGACAAGAUGUAAACGAAUAUUGGCAUAUAGAAGACCCCUGGAAAAUGCUGACUGAACUAAUAGCCAAAACAGGCGCAUCCAUUGAACCUAGACUUAUUGGACAAGUUGGGAAAGGCACAUUAUUGGCUUGUUAUAGAGUUGGUCUAUAUGUGGAUAAAAAAAUGCUGUCAACAGGUUUUGGAGAAACUGUUGCAAUCGCUAAAGAGAUGGCGGCUAGAGAAGCAUUGAAAAAGCUUUUCAGCACAGAAGAUAAUAUGCACCCCAUAAAUUACAAACUGGAAGGAAUGCCAAUGACAAAAUCGCAAUCAAGGCAACAAACAAUGUUAAGUUAA
Molecule: messenger RNA, 969 nt
Organism: Leptosia nina
Lineage: Eukaryota; Metazoa; Arthropoda; Insecta; Lepidoptera; Pieridae
Source: the annotation of a GenBank genome assembly